AUGAGCCUGACCCAGCCCAGCCCGUCUCACCCAGGGGUGCCAGGGGCUGUGGCAGAGCAGGAGGGAUCGGGCGGCCCCCGUGGGAGAGAACUUGUUAGGGAGGCUCCAGCCCCAGAGCGAGUGGCCGCAGUCCCCAUCCCGGUGCCUGUGCCAGCCCCUGGGCCAGGCGAGGAACUCCUGGCCGAGGAGCAGGGCGGCAUCCCCAUCCCCAGCUCGGGCCUGCUGCAGGUGGCUGAGAGGAGACAGCCACUGAGCAGCGUGUCCUCGCUGGAGGUGCACUUCGACCUGCUGGACCUGACCGAGCUGACGGACAUGUCGGACCAGGAGCUUGCUGAGGUCUUUGCCGACUCUGACGACGAGAACGUCACCGAGUCCCCUGGUGGACUGCAGCCGCACACGCUCCCGCGGGCCGGGUACCUGCGCUCCCCGUCCUGGACGCGCAGCAAGGCGGAGCAGGGCCGGGACAAGAAGCACCUCAGCGACUCGGAGCUGCAGGCUGGCGAGGCCGACACCUUCCUGACCGUGGAGCGGCCCCAGGACGAGUGAGGCCGGGCUGGAGCCCAGUGACUCCUGCAGCCGCGUGGGCGCCGCGUUGCCCUGGUCCAGCCUGGCCCGAGUGCAGGCCAGGAUGACGUGUUUGUUGGCACUUUCUACCCCCCUGCUGCCUGCUCUGCUUGUACCGGGCAGGGCACGAGCAGGAGAGGAGCACGGCCCCGGCGCUGGCCACAGGAGAGGCCUCAGAGGGACGCGAGGGCAGCUGGGUCCCAGCACAGCUCUCCACGAGCACGCUUCUGGGCUGGGAUCAGCACAUGGCACUAGAGCUGCCCCUGGAGCUUCUGCCCAGGGGAAGGGUGGCACCGGGGCAUCCCAGCAGCUGGACUCCAGCCACCCCCUUCACCCUGGCGUGGGAGGCAGCCCCCAGGUGCUGCACCCGUCCUGGGGCAGUCGCUCCGUGCACACCUGCUUCCGGCUGGGCAGCAGGAAAGCGACAGCAAGGGGUCAGGAGAGGGGGUGACGUGCGGCACCCUGGCUUCCCGCUCAUCCCCGACAAUGCCUGCAGGGGAGAGAUGCUACAGCCUGCCCCGCGGGGACUGGCUAGGGGCCGCUGGCGCUACCUCAGCAGAACUGCAGCAUCUGCACAGAUGCUGGGGGCCUAGGGGAGACCCCCAGCCCCCAUCCCUUGCUGCCACCCUCUCCACGUGCCAGGCUGAUCCUGCCCUCAGACCCACAGCUGGGCGCUUCCCACUGGGCGCUACCAGGGCUGGUGCUCUCCCACCAGCUCCAGGCCCCUCGCGCUGUCCCUCACUGGACAUACGCCCGUCCCCCCUUACUCAGAGCACCAAAUAAUGCCAACGCUGCCUCCAGAGCUGCGGUGACGUUCUUCCAGGUUGGGUGGAGCAGGCCUGGCUGCUUCUCCAUCUUCGGUCUCUGUUGCCGCUGGGUCCCGCCAGGCUCUGAGCCUGGCACGAGGUCCCAGCUGGUGCAGAGCAGGUCGUGGCCAGGUGCCAUCCGGUCCGAGCCCUGGGCUUUGCAGGCGAUUGGCAGCUGAGACGAGCCAUGCGACGUGCUACCAGCUUCCACCUAAACCCUCCGCUCCCGACAGCGGUGGCCAGCGCUCUCCACGGCUCCCGUCGGCCUUCGUCCACUGCCAGGGAACUGUUCCUGAGAGCCAGGAGCCUCCUGUGAUGGCCUCUGCACGGGCCCCGGCGCCCGCCCAUCACUGCCCAGCACAACGGACUCCUGUGGUUUUUAUCUCAGUCUCGAGGCAGCUCUGGGCAGGCCGCAGCCUGUCGGACCCCGCCUCGAACUGUACCCUCCAUCCGUCAUGUAGCAGCUUCCUGUACCGGUAAAGGUGUGCACC
This is a messenger RNA of Alligator sinensis (Chinese alligator), 1861 nucleotides long. RefSeq names its product dysbindin domain containing 1 (gene DBNDD1). Gene Ontology annotation, cellular component: cytoplasm. The transcript has 4 exons. The coding region runs from base 1 to 546 and encodes 181 amino acids. The record is from RefSeq and is a predicted model, not a curated record. Lineage: Eukaryota; Metazoa; Chordata; Crocodylia; Alligatoridae. Gene Ontology annotation, biological process: negative regulation of protein kinase activity.